AUUACAUUCGAUUUUAAAUGUUCUCCCUUUUUAUUUUGUCUUACAGAUGCAUCCUCAAACUACAUUCGCCAGCUGGAAACCAAGGUCCGGAUUCUAGAGGACAAUAACAACAAACUUCUGUCACAACCCUGUAGCCGUUAUAGCUUAUCAAAGCUGUCCAUGAAGUGUACCCCAGGAGACCUGCGUGUCCUGCGCAAAGGCACGACCCUGUACCGCUCGGAGUCGCAGCUGUCCUCGCUCCCCCAGAGGCAGGAGGCUCUGCUGAAUGGAACUGGACGACUACAGACCAGCGAAUCUUCUCCCGCCACUGGGUUUAUCUCAUCUGUGCAGAAACCUGAAGCUGUGGUUCAUGCAAUGAAGGUCCUGGAGGUCCAUGAUAAUCUGGACAAGAAGCUUCCAGAAGAAAGCGAGGAAGACCUGAAUGAGAACGAGAAAGCCAUAGUGCGAGAGAUGUGCAACGUGGUGUGGCGAAAGCUGGGCGACGCAGCAGGAUCAAAGCCGUCUGUCCGACAACAGCUCUCUGGGAAUCAGUUCAAAGGUCCUCUAUAGCAGCUCUAGCACACGAGGAACCGUUCCUCCUCCUGUUCACCCAACAUGAAACUCCAGCAGGGCCAAACUGAGAAACUGCUCACUGCAACAACGGGCAACGUGAACACUCCCGUCCCCACCCAUCAAGUCAUUUGGAGUCGAACUUGGGAACUUCGACGUUGGAUCACUCCACACCAGUUGUCAGAUAGUAGCCAUGAUUCAUAUUCAGUGAAUCAGUGAACAAUCAAAGCAAUAAUCACAUUUAAAUAACAGUGUUUGACUAUUAAUUAUCAUUUCUUUGUUGCCUUGAUGGAUCUUGUUCGAAUUUAUGGACUUGGCCCAAAUGACGCCAAUCUUCUGCCCAGAUAGCACAAGUCUAUUUGAUGUGAUUUUUACAUCUGAAAGACAUAUUUUUAACCCUCAGGUGCUCUUC
This is a messenger RNA of Pimephales promelas (fathead minnow), 961 nucleotides long. Lineage: Eukaryota; Metazoa; Chordata; Actinopteri; Cypriniformes; Leuciscidae. The record is from RefSeq and is a predicted model, not a curated record.